GACGUCCUUCAUCCCGAGCUUCUCCGCCAUCUGCGUUUACCUCCCAGAGAGCGGAUUCUCUCCUGGAACAUUGACUUAUCAUCCUUUGAUUUGAACCAACAAUUGAGACUCUUCAUUACCCGGCACCUAGCUCACUUCUCUUCAGAGGUCAAAGGCCAGAGGACCCUCUGCCACCAGAGUGAGAUCCUAGAGACCAUUAUCCUGGUAAAUCCCAGUGCCGACAGCAUCAGCUCUGAGGUUCACCAUCUACUAAGCAGCCCAUCAGCUCACAAACUACUGAUCUUGAGUGGACAAAGUUUAGAGCCAGGGGGAGACCUCAUCCUACAGAGUGGUACCUACUCCUAUCAAAACUUUGCCCAGGUUCUUCACAACCCAGAGAUUGCCCAAUUGCUCAGCAAUAGAGACCCUGGGAUCCAGGCCUUCCUCACCGUGUCCUGCUUAGGGGAGGGUGACUGGAGCCACCUGGGACUAUCCAGUUCCCAAGAGACCCUGCAUCUCCGGCUAAACCCUGAACCCACACUGCCCACCAUGGAUGGCGUGGCGGAGUUUUCUGAGUAUGUCUCUGAGACCGUGGAUGUGCCAUCCCCCUUUGACCUGCUAGAGCCCCCUACUUCAGGGGGCUUCCUCAAGCUCUCCAAACCUUGCUGCUACAUCUUCCCUGGUGGCCGUGGGGACUCUGCCCUUUUUGCCGUUAAUGGUUUCAAUAUCCUAGUGGAUGGUGGCUCUGAUCGCAAGUCCUGCUUCUGGAAGCUGGUGCGGCACUUGGACCGCAUUGACUCAGUGCUGCUGACACACAUCGGAGCAGACAAUCUGCCAGGCAUCAAUGGACUCCUGCAGCGCAAAGUGGCAGAACUGGAGGAGGAGCAGUCCCAGGGCUCCAGCAGCUACAGCGACUGGGUGAAGAACCUCAUUUCCCCUGAGCUUGGAGUUGUCUUCUUCAAUGUGCCUGAAAAGCUACGGCUGCCUGAUGCCUCCCGGAAGGCCAAGCGCAGCAUUGAGGAGGCCUGCCUUACUCUGCAGCACUUAAACCGCUUGGGAAUCCAGGCUGAACCACUGUACCGUGUAGUUAGCAACACCAUUGAGCCUCUGACCCUCUUCCACAAGAUGGGUGUGGGCCGGCUAGACAUGUACGUUCUCAACCCUGUCAAAGACAGCAAGGAGAUGCAGUUCCUCAUGCAGAAGUGGGCAGGCAAUAGCAAAGCUAAGACAGGCAUUGUGCUGGCUAAUGGAAAGGAAGCUGAGAUCUCGGUGCCCUACUUGACCUCUAUCACUGCUCUGGUGGUCUGGCUGCCAGCCAAUCCCACUGAGAAGAUUGUACGUGUGCUUUUCCCAGGAAAUGCUCCCCAGAACAAGAUCUUGGAGGGCCUGGAAAAGCUUCGGCACCUGGACUUCCUACGCUACCCUGUGGCCACUCAAAAGGACCUGGCUGCUGGGGCUGUGCCUGCCAACCUCAAACCCAGCAAAAUAAAACAGCGGGCUGACAGCAAGGAGAGCCUGAAGGCCACUACUAAGACAGCUGUGAGCAAGCUGGCCAAACGGGAGGAAGUGGCUGAAGAGGGAGCCAAGGAGGCCCGCUCAGAACUGGCCAAGGAGUUAGCCAAGACAGAGAAGAAGGUAAAGGAGUCAUCUGAGAAGCCCCCAGAGAAGCCUGCCAAGCCUGAAAGGGUGAGGACAGAGUCAAGUGAGGCAUUAAAGGCAGAGAAGCGAAAGCUGAUCAAAGACAAGGUAGGGAAGAAGCACCUGAAAGAAAAGAUAUCAAAGAUGGAAGAGAAAAAAGACAAAGAGAAAAAGGAGAUCAAGAAGGAGAGAAAGGAGCUCAAGAAAGAUGAAGGAAGGAAGGAGGAGAAGAAGGAUGCUAAGAAGGAGGAGAAGAGGAAAGAUACCAAACCUGAGGUCAAGAAAAUUUCCAAGCCAGACCUGAAGCCCUUUACUCCUGAGGUACGUAAGACCCUCUACAAAGCCAAGGCCCCUGGCAGGGUCAAGAUGGACAAGAGCCGGGCUGCCCGUAGUGAGAAGGAGCUGUCUUCUGAGCCCCGGAUACCCCCAGCCCAGAAGGGAGCUGUACCACUUCCAACAGUCAGUGGGCACAGGGAGCUGACCCUGUCUUCACCAGAGGACCUCACACAGGACUUUGAGGAGAUGAAGCGUGAGGAGGGGAGGUUAUUGGCUGAACAAAGGGACAUAGGACUAGAAGAGAAACCUCUCUCUACAGACACCACAGAGGAGGGACUUCUGAGCACAGCUGCCCAGGGGACACCACCCUCUGUCCCAGGGCUGGAACAAGAAAAGCCUGUGAUAAAGGAGAAAGAGGUUGUCCCAGACACCCCUGAGGAGCAAGGCAGCAAGGAUAGAGGCCCAAACUCUGGAGCUGAAACAGAGGAAGAGAAAGAUACCUGGGAGGAAAAGAAGCAAAAGGAAUCAGAGAGGCUCCCUGAUAGAACAGAAGCCAGAGAGGAAAGUGAACCUGAGGUAAAGGAGGAUGUGAUAGAAAAGGCUGAGUUAGAAGAAAUGGAGGAGUUGCACCCUUCAGAGGAGGAGGAAGAGGAAGAGACAAAGGCUGAGGGUUUUUAUCAAAAACAUAUGCAGGAAGCCUGGAAGGUAACUCCAAGGGGCAGGGAGGCUCUUGGGGGCCGGGAACUGGGACUCCAGGGCAAGGCCCCUGAGAAGGAGACCACAUCAUUCCUAAGCAGCCUGGCCACACCUGCAGGAGCCAAUGAGCACGUCUCUUAUAUCCAGGAUGAAACAAUCCCUGGUUACUCAGAGACGGAGCAGACCAUCUCAGAUGAGGAGAUCCAUGAUGAGCCAGAGGAGCGCCCAGCUCCACCUAGAUUUCCUACAAGUGCAUAUGACCUCCCUGGGCCUGAAGAUCCUGGCCCCUUUGAGGCUAGUCAGCCUGCAGACAGUGUUGUUCCCAUCACCUCCAGCAAAGGGUUUGGAGCAUCAGAGACUGAACUCACCUACCCCCCCAACAUGGUGGCUGCCCCUUUGGCUGAAGAGGAGCACGUGUCCUCAGCUACCUCAAUCACUGAGUGUGACAAGCUUUCUUCCUUUGCCACAUCUGUGGCUGAGGACCAGUCUGUGGCUUCACUCACAGCUCCCCAGACAGAGGAGACAGGCAAGAGUUCCCUGCUGCUUGACACAGUCACAAGCAUCCCGUCAUCCCGCACCGAAGCCACUCAGGGCUUGGACUAUGUGCCAUCGGCUGGUACCAUCUCACCCACCUCCUCACUGGAAGAAGACAAGGGCUUCAAAUCACCACCCUGUGAGGAUUUCUCUGUGACUGGAGAGGCAGAAAAGAGAGGAGAGAUUGCAGGGAGGGGCUUGCCUGGAGAAAGAGCUGUGGAAGAGGACACCACAAAUGUAGAUAUAUCUGAGAAACUUCACGGUCAAUAUGGAGGCCCGAUGUUUGGUGCUCCUGGGCACACCCUAUAUCCAGGGGAACCAGCCCUCGGAGAGUUGGAGGAGCGCUGCCUCAGCCCAGAUGACAGUACAGUGAAGAUGGCCUCUCCUCCACCAUCUGGCCCACCCAGUGCUACCCACACACCCUUUCAUCAGUCCCCAGUGGAUGAAAAGUCUGAGCCCCAAGACUUUCAGGAAGCCGGCUCCUGGAGAGACACUAGGCACACACCAGGUAUGAGCAAGGAAGAUGCUGUAGAGACAGUCAAGCCAGGGCUUGAAGAGGAUACACUAGAGAAUAGGGGGAAAGUACCUCCUACCAUGAGCCCCCAGGCUCAGAAAGCAGCUAUCAGCAUUGUUGAGGGACAUGUAGGUGAUACCACCCAACUGUUGCCAGAACAGGAUAAAGCAAUAGUCAUUGAGACUGUGGAGACACGAGAACCCACAGGCACAAUUCUGGAAACAGAAGCCCUUCCGAGAGAUUUGAAGACAUCACUCCAAGAACCUGGCAAACCUCAGAAAGAAGAGGUGCUCCAAUUUCCUGACCAAAGCCUCUCCCCUGAUGAUGCAGAGUCCCUCUCUAUCCUCAGUGUGGUCUCCCCAGACAGUGCCAACCAGGAAGCCAUCCCCAGAUCUCCCUGUGGUCUGACAGAGCAGCACCUACACAAAGACCUUUGGCCUCAGGUAUCUCCAGAAGAUACCCGGUCACUUUCUUUCUCAGAGGAGAGUCCCAGCAAGGAGACCUCUUUGGAUAUCUCUUCUAAGCAGCUGUCUCCAGAGAGUCUUGGCACCCUCCUGUUUGGGGACUUAAAUCUCGGAAAGGAAGAAAAGAGAUCUCUGAUGCAGGCUGAGGACACCUCUCAGCACCUAGCCCCCAUGUCUAUUCCAGAACCCCGUGCAGCCACAGUGUCUUCUCCCACAGAUGAGAACACUAGAUACUCUGUACAGGCAGACAUUACAGAUGACAGUCCUGAUGGAAAAUUACCUGCCAGCUCCUCUCACACGACACUGUUGGAAAAUGGGAAGCACUCUCCUGAAGUGAUCACAAGCCCUGGUGAACACAGUCUAACACCUGAUACCUCCCUCACCAAGAGUCCUGAGUCUUUGCCAAGCCUUGCCAUGGAAGACAUUGCCAUGAAGUGGGAAGGUCAAGUUCCAGAAUUGAAAGACAGAUUGCUAGAGCAGAAGGACAAGGGACUUGAACCAAAGGAUGAAGUCCUACAGCAGAAGGACAAAACUCUGGAGCAGGAUAUUGUCAUAGAGCAGGAGGAUAUAGCCAUUGAUCAGAAAGGUAAGGCUCUGGAAGAAAAGGAAAAGGCUAUGGAUCAGCAGGAUAAAGCUUCUGAACAAAAAGUCAAAGGCUUAGGACAAAGGGACACAGCCCUGGCAAAGAAAGACAAGGCCCUGGAACCGAAAGACAAGGUUCCAGAGGACAAGGUCUCAGAACUGAAGGACAAGGCCCAGGACAAGAAAGACAAUGCCUUGGAAAAAAAGGAUCAGGCCUUAGAACAAAAAUACUGGGCCUUAGGACAGAAGGAUGAAGCCCUGGAACAAAACAAUAAGGUUCUUAAACAAAAAGAUAAAGCUCUGGAAGAGAAAGACAAAACUCAGGAGCAGAAGAGCCCAGUGCAGGAGAAAACCAUGAAAUCAAAGGAGAAGGUUCUAGAGGAAAAAUCUUCAGAAAAAGUUGAGGCUGUGGAACAGAAGGAAGAAGCUCUGCUGGAAAAGACCAAAGCUCUGGGGCUGGAAGAGGGCCCAGUGCAGGAGGACAAGGCCCAGGAGCAGGAAAAAAAAUACUGGAAGGAGCAGGAUGUGGUCCAGGAGUGGCGAGAAACAUCUCCAAUUGGAGGGGAGCCAGUUGGAGAACAGAAAGAACCUGCCCAGACAUGGGAAUACACAUCUCCUGAGCAGGAGGACAGGUACUGGAGAGGCAGAGAGGAUAUGGCCCUGGAACAGGACACAUACUGGAGGGAGCUGAGCUGUGAGAGGAAGGUCUGGUUCCCUCAUGAGCUGGGUGGCCAGGGGACCCAGCCACGGUAUACAGAGGAGCGGGAGAGCACUUUCCUUGACGAGGGACCAGAUGAUGACCAAGAAGUGCCCCCCUUAGAGCACAUGCCCAAGAGCCCCUGGGCCUCAGACUUCAAGGGUUUCCAGGAGCCCUCAUCACAGAAAGGGCUGGAGGUGGAGCGGUGGCUUGCUGAGUCACCAGUUGGGCUGCCACCAGAGGAAGAAGACAAGCUUACCCGCUCCCCUUUUGAGAUCAUCUCUCCCCCAGCUUCCCCACCUGAGAUGGUUAGACAGAGGGUUCCUCUGGCCCCAGGACGAGAGAGCCCUGUCCCAGAGCGUAAGCCCAUGCCUACAGUGAGGAAUGAACCCAUCACCCCCUCAUGGCUGGCUGACAUCCCACCAUGGGUGCCCAAGGACAGACCCCUGCCCCCUGCACCCCUCUCCCCAGCUCCAGCUCCCCCAACUCCUGCCCCUGAGCCACACACCUCUGCGCCCUUCUCCUGGGGCACAGCUGAGUGUGACAGUGUGGUGGCUGCAGUGCAGGAGGGGGCAGCUGAGUUAGAAGGUGGACCAUACUCUCCCCUUGGGAAGGACUACCGCAAGGCUGAAGGGAAAAGGGAAGAAGAAGGUCAGGCUGAGGCUCCUGACAGCAGCCCUCACAGCUCAAAGGUUUCAGAGGCCAGCAAGAGCCAUGCCACCAAGGAGCCUGAGCAGACCGAGCCAGAGCAGAGAGAGCCCACGCCCUAUCCUGAUGAGAGAAGCUUUCAGUACGCGGACAUCUAUGAGCAGAUGAUGCUUACUGGGCUUGGCCCUGCAUGCCCCACUAGGGAACCUCCUCUUGGAGCAGCUGGGGAUUGGCCCCCACACAUCUCAACCAAGGAGGAGGCUGCUGGCCGAAACACAUCUGCAGAAAAGGAACUUUCGUCUCCUGUCUCACCUAAAGGCCUCCAAUUUGAUACCCCGUCCUUCAGCUAUGCAGCCCUGACGGGACCUACUGUACCACCAAGGCAGGAGCCUGAUCCAGGGCCUAGUGUGGAGCCCAGCCUCAUCCUCCCUGCAAUACCCCCCCGUGCUCCUAUCCCCCUGAGUAAAGGCCCAAGCCCCCACCUUAAUGGUAACAUCUUGAGCUGUAGUCCAGAUAGGAAAACCCCAUCCCCCAAGGAAUCAGGCCGAAGUCACUGGGAUGACCACACUAGUGACUCAGAGCUAGAGAAGGGGGCUCUGGAGCAGCCAGAGAAAGAAGCCCAGUCCCCAAGUCCCCCUCGCCCCAUCCCUGUGGGGCUCCCUAAACUGUGGCCUGAAAGUGAAUCACAUACCAGUCCUUCCUCAGACUCACACCUGGGCCCUGCCCCACCCAGCCUGGACUUCCCUGCUUCAGCCUUUGGUUUCUCCUCACUGCAGCCAGCUCCUCCACAGCUGCCCUCUCCGGCUGAACCCCGCUCAGCACCCUGUGGCUCCCUUGCCUUCUCUGGGGACCGAGCUCUGGCUCUGGCUCCGGGGCCCCCCAGCAGAGCCCGGCACGAUGAGUACCUAGAAGUGACCAAGGCCCCCAGCCUGGACUCCUCACUGCCCCAGCUCCCGUCAGCUCAUUCUUCUGGGGCCCCUCUCCUCUCCAGCCUGCCUCGACCUGCCUCACCAGCCCUGUCUGAAGGCUCCUCCUCUGAGGCCACCACACCUGUGGUUUCAAGUGUGGCUGAGUACUUCCCUGCUGGCCUGGAGGCUGCAAAACUGGGGUCUGUAGACCUGGCCCCAGGAGUGAAGGCAACUGCCCAUGGCCUCUGGGACCCAACUCCUUUGAGCCCAGCACCUCCAGCUUCACUGGACUUGACCCCAGCUCCAGCUCCAAGCUUGCCUGGAGACAUACUUGAUGACACCAUGCCCUGCCACCUAGAGUGUUCAGUGGCGGCCACCAAGAAGCCAAGCUCCUUCCAGGGUCCCUCUGGGGAUUAUGCCACCAAUGGUCCAACUGAAACCAGCCCCAACCCCCCAGGCUUUUCCCCAGCCAAGGCUGAGAAAAAAGAGGCUGCAGGCUGCCCUGCCUGGGAACGGGGGGCUUGGCCUGAGGGGGCUGAGAGGAGCUCCCGGCCUGAUACUCUGCUCUCUCCUGAUCAGCCACUCUGUACUGGAGGGACCGCUGGCAGCCCAUCUAGAAGUGACUCCCCUGAGAUGGAGGCUGGGCCCCAGGGAUGUGCCUCUGAGCCCCGGCCCCACCGUGGGGAGCUCUCCCCAUCCUUCCUGAACCCACCUCUGCCCCAAUCCACAACUGACAGUGACCUCUCAACUGAGGAUGCUCAGCUGGUAGGGAGAGGAGGUAGGCGCCGGGCGGGGGGCCCAUGUCCGGUGGCAGAUGAGACACCCCCAACAUCAGUCAGUGACUCAGGCUCCUCACAGUCAGAUUCUGAUGUUCCACCAGAAACUGAGGAGUGUCCAUCCAUCACAGCUGAGGCAGCCCUUGACUCAGAUGAAGAUGGGGACUUCCUGCCUGUGGACAAAGCUGGGGGGGUCAGUGGAACUCACCAUCCCAGACCUGGCCAUGACCCACCUCCUAUCCCCCAGCCAGACCCUCGCCCAUCCCCUCCCCGCCCUGAUGUGUGCAUGGCUGAUCCUGAAGGGCUCAGCUCAGAGUCUGGAAGGGUAGAGAGGCUGCGGGAAAAGGAGAAGGCACAAGGGAGAGUAGGGCGCAGGGCCCCAGGCCGGGCCAAGCCAGCAUCUCCUGCCAGGCGUCUGGAUCUUCGGGGAAAACGCUCACCCACCCCUGGUAAAGGGCCUGCAGAUCGAGCAUCCCGGGUCCCACCCCGGCCACGUAGCACUCCAAGCCAGGUCACCACAGCAGAGGAAAAGGAUGGACACAGCCCCAUGUCCAAAGGCCUAGUCAAUGGACUCAAGGCAGGACCAAUGGCCUUGGGUUCCAAGGGCAGCUCUGGCCCCCCUGUGUAUGUGGAUCUCGCCUAUAUCCCGAAUCAUUGUAGUGGCAAGACUGCUGACCUUGACUUCUUCCGACGAGUGCGUGCAUCCUACUAUGUGGUCAGUGGGAAUGACCCUGCCAAUGGCGAGCCAAGCCGGGCUGUACUGGAUGCCCUGCUGGAGGGCAAAGCCCAAUGGGGGGAGAAUCUUCAGGUGACUUUGAUUCCUACUCAUGACACUGAGGUAACUCGUGAGUGGUACCAGCAGACUCACGAGCAGCAGCAACAACUGAACGUCUUGGUCCUGGCUAGCAGCAGCACCGUGGUCAUGCAGGAUGAGUCCUUCCCAGCCUGCAAGAUUGAGUUUUGAAAGAACGUUUCUCCCUUCCCCAAGGAUCUGCUCCCCCAGCUCCCUUAGAGAAUGGCUACUGCUGGGUCCUUUGGGGUUGGGGGACAUGGGAGCUGGGGAAGGAGAGGGUGGAGGACAGGAUGUCUUGUGGGGACUUUGGCUGGGCUAAAUGGGAGGUGUUGUCCCUUCCCCUCAUCCAUACCUUAGAGGAGUCUCUAAACCAAAGGUAACAGAUAGGAUAGGGGGAGGGUAAAAAAUUAGGAUAGGAUAGGAGGUCAUCUGAUGCCUGAGAACUCUGGAAUGACACCCUCUCCUAGCACUGCCAAAUGCUGGUAUUACAUGGGGGUGAGGAUGGGUCUCAAGAGUACAACCUCCUCCCUCAUGGAAGGAGAUCAUAUCCCAACCCCAGGGAUCUCUUUAUCUCUAUUUAUUUAGCAUCCCAAGGAAGGCUUUCCAAUAGUUAACUUAUGUGACCUGGGGGCAGGAUACUGUCAGUGAGGUACCCAGAGCUGCACCCUUCACCUCCUAUCCCCUUACCCACCAGGGUCUGGGUUCCAGCACGGGUCUGGGGGUACACUGCUGCUACACUGUCCCACUGCUUCCCUCUGUAUCCAAAUGUCUCAAUCCAAAACUUGAAGCUCUUUUGACCAACAGACUGGUGAGAGAAGAAAGCAGCUUAUCCUCCCAGUCCCUGCUUCAUACCAUUCACAUCCCCAAGUUGUGCCCAGACCAGGCCUACUGGGCAGCACAAAGAAGCAGGAGAGCUCAGCCCCAAACCCAGAAUUUUCCAAGCUCCCUGACCUUUUGAAGUUUUCACCUACCCAUUCUAAUUAUCCUGAUCCGUUCUCAUCCCCUGCUUGGCUUCUCUGCAUGUGGUCAUCUACUGUGGCCUGGUGUGUAAUGGGUUAAAAAUAAGCCACUGCCUGACAUCCCAACAUUUGACACCCCAGCUAUGUGUGAUUCCCCCAACAUUCCACUGUACCAUCUGCAGCUGAAAUGGGAACACUGGCUGCCUUUCUGGCCCCAAAUUCUUAGAGAAGAUCUGGGAGGUGAAGGCCAUGCCAGAGGACUUGGGGGAAAGGAGAGGGAGGAAGGAAAGGGAGAGGAAGCUGAGCUAAAAAAGCUUAACUUCUACCGAGUGAGAUGAAAACAGGCUGAAAAUACCAUCUCAGGAGAGGACCUCACCCCAAGCAAGCCAAUGAGCAGCCCUGCCAGACUACUGCUGGACUGAGAAAUCCAGACACGCGUCAGGACUUGGCUUCUCUGCCAAAUGACUGUGGAAACCAAAAUGAGCCCGUCUGUGUUCUUCCCAGCUUCCACCCUCCCCGUGCUGCUGUGCGCUGCUCCUCCCCACACUUCCCUGCUCUAGUUCCCAGCUGCUGUAAUGGAGCCGCCUUCAACUCUAACAAUAA
Molossus molossus (Pallas's mastiff bat) is the source of this 10067-nucleotide messenger RNA. RefSeq names its product microtubule associated protein 1A (gene MAP1A). Gene Ontology annotation, biological process: dendrite development; axonogenesis; microtubule cytoskeleton organization. The transcript has 7 exons. Lineage: Eukaryota; Metazoa; Chordata; Mammalia; Chiroptera; Molossidae. The record is from RefSeq and is a predicted model, not a curated record. Bases 529 to 8676 code for a protein of 2715 amino acids. Gene Ontology annotation, cellular component: neuronal cell body; microtubule; synapse. Gene Ontology annotation, molecular function: actin binding; microtubule binding.